CCAUGUCGUCUCAGUCAUCACAGAAAAGAAAAUUUCUUACUCCUUUCAUUUCGCCCUUGACGACCGGCGUUAAAAAAUUGUCAGAAAAUCCAACAGUCAUACAGAAACAAUACCGCAAUAGCAGUAUUUCAGAGGGGAGAAGAGAAUCGAGCAAGAAUGAGUAUAGAUAUAACAACUGUCAACCAAAAAGCCCGAAGAGAACACUUUACAUAUUCAAAGAGCCGUUAGAAAAUGCAGAAAUCAUUAAAAAUGAAGGCACUUCAAAGAGGGAAAAGCGCUAUUUAAUACAACCAGCAAUCGCAGAGAAAAAUAAACAUGAAUCCACCAUCUACGAAAUCACUGAAGAGUCUGCACAUGAACCACUCUAUAACAUAGAUACCUGGUUGAAUGAAUCUGCAAGAAUAACUGGUACUAAAUCAACUGUGUCCCCGCAUAGGCGUGCACGUGAAUCUUGUCAUCAGCAUCCUCAUUCAUGUGCACGUGAAUCUUGUCAUCAACAUCCUCAUUCAAAGAAAGGAAAGAUUACAAGGAAAACUGCUGCAACCGAAAGACAGGUAAAACUAAAUGUAUUGUGUUCGAUACUAAAGAUGAAGAAUGAACUACAAAUAAUACGAAACAGAAGAGAGAAGCUUUGUGGCAACUUAAAGGAAAAUACUACUUACCAAGAAGAAUAGGUACUAAAACAGAUGAAUUAACAAAAUCUAUCAACAUUCUAAUA
Mytilus californianus (California mussel) is the source of this 718-nucleotide messenger RNA. RefSeq lists its product as uncharacterized. The record is from RefSeq and is a predicted model, not a curated record. The coding region runs from base 3 to 674 and encodes 223 amino acids. The transcript has 3 exons. NCBI's taxonomy places the organism in Eukaryota, Metazoa, Mollusca, Bivalvia, Mytilida, Mytilidae.